AUGUCCAUUUCUGGGACUUUGAGCAACUAUUACGUGGACUCCAUCAUAAGUCACGAAAGCGAUGAACUCUCCGCCCCGGCUCGCUUCCCAAGCGUCCAGUACUCCGGCUCCAGCUCCGCAGCGGCUGCGGGCGUGAGGCAGCCAGGCGGCGCUGCGCACCCGGAGCAUCCCCAUCCAGACUCCUACCCGUCCUGCAGCUUCCAGCCGAAGCCCCCGGUCUUCUCGCCGUCCUGGAGCCCCUUCAGCCCGCACCACGGGGCCAGUGGCCUGCCCACCGUCUACCACCCGUACAUCCCAGCCCAGCACGUGCCCGCCGCUGACACUCGGUACCUCCGGUCGUGGCUUGACUGCGCGCCGCGCGGCCCCGAGUCUGUCCCGGGCCAGGGCCAGACGGGCCAGGUCAAGCUGGAGCCGCAGCUCGCCCACCUCGGGGGGGAGAUCGCAGCCAAACUCGGCGGGCAGCACCAGCACGAGACCACCACGUACAUCCUGGAGUCCACUUCCACGGCUGCGCGCGAGCUGAGCCUCCAUCCGGCCGCCGUCCCGGGAGGACGCUUCGAGGAGAGUAAGGAUAUUUGCGAUGGGAGUGAGGACAAAGACGGCCUGGAUCAAAAUGACCCCUCGGCCAACUGGCUACAUGCUCGCUCCUCCAGGAAGAAGCGAUGCCCGUACACCAAAUACCAGACUCUGGAGCUGGAGAAGGAGUUCCUGUUCAACAUGUACCUCACGCGGGACCGGCGGCAUGAGGUGGCUCGCGCACUCAACCUGACGGAGCGGCAGGUGAAGAUCUGGUUCCAGAACCGGAGGAUGAAAAUGAAGAAACAGAGCAAGGAGCAGCCCAAGGACUAG
Messenger RNA from Limanda limanda (common dab), 849 nucleotides. RefSeq names its product homeobox protein Hox-B9a-like. Gene Ontology annotation, molecular function: DNA-binding transcription factor activity, RNA polymerase II-specific; RNA polymerase II cis-regulatory region sequence-specific DNA binding. Gene Ontology annotation, cellular component: nucleus. Bases 1 to 849 code for a protein of 282 amino acids. Gene Ontology annotation, biological process: regulation of transcription by RNA polymerase II; proximal/distal pattern formation; embryonic skeletal system morphogenesis. The transcript is spliced from 2 exons. The record is from RefSeq and is a predicted model, not a curated record. NCBI's taxonomy places the organism in Eukaryota, Metazoa, Chordata, Actinopteri, Pleuronectiformes, Pleuronectidae.